GCGGAAUACAAAAUGACAAGAUUGAAAAGACAGGCAGGUAUCCGUAGUUACGGUAACAGUUCAUCAACCCCUGAAUGUUUGUCGCACAGAACGGCAGCAAACUUCUCGAAUUCCAACUGCUGAGCGCUCUCUGACUAUGAGAUCAUACUAAGGGAUAACGUUUAUCAGGUCUAGAAUAAUAAUACGAUCUAUAUAAUAUAUAGUGAUUCACAUAUUGCACAUGUCAAAGUUUCAUAGUAGCAGUGGUAUACCCAGGAGCGGUGAUUCGCGAAUAAACCCAGGACUUGUAUCCGUACCCGUGUGUACAUUGUUGGUUUCUGUUCUGUAGGCUGCAUGUGCUCAGACUGUUGGUUCGGAAGCUCUGAAGGAUCAGAUAAAUUAAAGUCAGCGAUAAAUUACCUACCAGAUCUUGAUCGAAGCUUAUCAAUAUGCUUGAUUACCAGCUGAAUGUCCAAUAAACAAAACAGCUCAUUGUCUUUCGUCCCCAGUAUUUAGAGUCAACGGCUCAAGAAUACGAGAUCAAAUGGUUGCCAAUGACACAAUCUCACAGACACCAUUAAACAGACAGCACUUUGCCGUUAUGUCGGCCAAGUCUAGAAUCACCGCUGUAGAGAUCAUGUAUGCACUCAAGCCCAAGCCCAGAGUGACAUGGAUGCGUUGACCCAAGCUCAACUGAGUAACCUGGGCGAGCAAGAAACGAAACGUUGGACUCACCGCUAACAAAAACAGCGAGUUUUCUCCAGUCACGGAAAUUCAUUUUUUCUUCAGUCAAGGUCCCUCGUGGCGCUCGACAACUGGACCCCUCACAUUUAAAAUGACCCCAGUCCCAAUCACCCCAUGUUGCCGAGACAUUUCUGGUCCACUAUCGACGGUCCUGUCUCUUUCGCUAGACUGACUUGCUUGAACCUGGCCUGACUUUGUUUCCGCUUGGUCGGGCGUUUUGAAGGAUGCGCUACUACGCUGGGAUGCGGAUGAAAGCCGCUGUUUGUCUCUUCUCAUCCCAACUUGCAGACAUCCAAACGAUUUUGAGGGGAAAACUGAACUGAUGAUGAGAUGCCGACAACUCCGAUUAGGCUUCAAUAGACUGAAUUGAGAGUGAGUGACACAUGCUGCAAGCAACCGCCUCUGAUCUAAAAAUGAGCUCCGAGUAUCCGUACUACCUCAUUGUUAGGGGUCAGCAACAAAAUGAGCUUUAAAAUAAACUUCCCGUUAUGACUAAAUGGUUAAAUACAUAGUACCUUGCAUCACAAACAGGGCUGAGCGAUUUACGAGGUCAUGUCCAUCCAUACCAGCUUCAGGUGGAGGAAUUUCUUCGCUGGAUCUAUGACAUAUGCUGGUAUGAAACUGAAGCUUCGAAUCUGGAUCAAGGCUGAUCUUCGAAUAUUCUCCUCUGAUCAAGCCACCGAGUAAUAGCACAUACUCAUUGAUAUUGCUGCUAAUGAUGCAGCCAUAAUCUGUCCAUCGGCAGGGGCGUACAUUCUCUAGGCUCUAUCCAACGAUGUGCUCACAAAAACGCCAAAAGAUGCUGUGCGAUGCGGGCCCCUUACACUUCUCUCUUUUUCUGUGAGGAGACACAGCAUUAGCAAAUCGAUACCCUUGAUCUGCCAAGCCUGCACAUUCAAACACAUUGUUGACGUCUGCCCAGACAAUGCGAGCGGAAAACGGCAUUGCAAUCUCUCCCAGACUCUCAUCGUCCUGACUUUCAACGUCCUUGGGUGGACGUGCUGGGCUCUUUUUGCUGGGGCCACCUGAAGCCCUUGCAAAGCCUUGUCGACUUUAUCUGGGCUAGCUCAGAGAACAUCUCAACCCGAGUGGCUUUUUCCUCCACUCCUCUUUCGUGAAUCGUCCCCAGUUGCAGGGCACCCCCGGUCUGCCUCCAGCGUCCGUCCGUCCCGUUGUAGCUCUGCGUCUAAGACGCGACGGACGUUGACCACCAAAUUUCUGCGUGCAAUUCAGAGAGAUCCUGCUAAUCACAUCUCAGCCGCACCAUGGCGCUCUUGCUAAUUGGUCAUCUUGGCCCAGAACACCUGGAGACUCUGCCUCGUGGCUGCGUGAAGCCCGGAGCUAGCUCAUCACCCUGUCCGCAAGCUUCCUAGCGUCCUGUAUGUCUGGAGUCUGUGUUUGUCAAUCGAGCGAGGCGAUGAGCCGACCCUGGAAAGGAAAGGGAAGCUCUGUUCAGCUCAGGUCGGCGUCGUGAAUAAAUUCCCGACUGUCGGCCCUUCAUCCCCGAGGAUUGCUUUUUGAAGGAAUUGCUGUUUUUCGCUCAUAUUCAUCUGUAGAAGUGACUGUCUUGCCUUGGACCUGACAUCGACCCCUAACAUUUCAUAUCUCGAAUACCCAAUUCUCACAAUGAAGGGUGCUGUUCUUUCCGUCCUGGCCAGCGGUGCCGCUGCUCAGAUCACAUCGAUGCCCUUUGCUGCCCUCGGUCUGGGUCCUCAUGUCUUCCAGAACAACGCCAUCAACCCUAGCGACCCCGAAUACUCGACCUGCCAGCAAGCUGUUGGAAUUGUCCAGGACUGUGUUUCUUCUGUUGGUGGUCUCGACGCUGCUGCGACUGCUGAUCCUUCAGCCCUCGUUGCUUGCGCAUGCUGUGAUGGACGCAGUAACGCUGCUCCUCUUUACUCAGUCUGCUCCAACUACCUCGAGGAUGAGGCUCCCGAGAACACCUCUCAAUACGAAGCUUAUGGCACUCUGUACAGCGCUUGCAGAUUGAACGCCAGAUGUACCGGCGGUUCUGGUGGUUCUGCCAGCGAUAGCCGUCCUACAGCAACUUCAGAUGAUGAAGAUCUCUCUACCAUUACCUCUGCCACCAGCCCUGCUGAGCAGACAUACGCUGCAGCCUGUUUAUACAUGCUCGAUAUCUUCACUUCUUGCACAGCUGAGGAUCGCCAAUUCACUGAGCUUCCUCCCAGAGAGCAGGCCGAGUGCUACUGCUGCCGUGGAUCUGGUUCCCGCCGAACCUGGACCGAUGAGCUCGACAAGUAUGCUUCCACUUGUGCUGACUGGGCGCGAACAGGCGAGCCCAAGACCGCCUACUCUGUCGCCAAGAACCUUGCUACUUUCUGCGACCGCUUCGACGACGUCUGCUCCCCCUCUGUCACCCGCACUCAAGACUCUGGGUCCAGCGAGACCGACGAGGCCAACACCACCGAGGACUCCGGUUCUCGCCAGACUGGCGCCUCUGACAACGAUGCCUCAACUAGCGAACAGAACAUGGGCCCCGUCACAGUCACUGUUCCUGCUCAGCCUUCCAGCACCGACAGCGGUAACAGCGCUUCUUCAGCUCGUGUUGGCUUCGGUGCUGUCCUCGCUGCCGUUGCUGCUCUGGCUAUUGCUCUGUAAGAGCUCUUAUGACGAUUGAACCGAGAAGUGAUGGAGUUUAUUAAUGAGUUUCCGUUUCCGAGAAGACGUGGUGGAUCUAACGACUUUUCCGGGUUAUUUAAUGAAAUGCUGUAGGGAAACUCGUGAACAAUGCGCAGUCUUAUCAGGAUAUCCUUGUUGGCAUUUGAAGCGCCUUCGUAUAUAGAAUCAUAUUCGUUAUCCAUAAUUCACUUUUUACCAACGCC
This is a messenger RNA of Fusarium odoratissimum NRRL 54006, 3566 nucleotides long. RefSeq lists its product as uncharacterized. The record is from RefSeq and is a predicted model, not a curated record. Lineage: Eukaryota; Fungi; Ascomycota; Sordariomycetes; Hypocreales; Nectriaceae. Bases 2350 to 3342 code for a protein of 330 amino acids. The transcript is spliced from 4 exons.